AUGGCCGCGUGUGGUCAGUACUACCGAGGCGGCAGCUCCACACGCCAGGGGUUCCUAAAGGCCGGCGGCCUCGCUGCUGCCGGGGUGAUCGCCGCCAUGGGAGCUGUACCUGGGACGAUCGUGGAGGGUCGGGGGAGGGCUCUUGAAACAGCGGAGGCAGCAAUAGGAGUGGACGAACCAGCGGUAUUUCAGAAGGAGGCAAGUCCGAACUUGGAGCUUACCUCGGGGUCGAGAAUCAACAGCGUGACCAAUAGCCAACAGACGAGGGUUUUGUCUUACGUGAGGGAGGCGUUGCCCGGAUGGAGAACCCUCCCUGACGGCGACAUCCAGCUGAAACAGAUCACCGGAGGUAUCACGAAUGUGAUCUUCAAGGCUCGAAACGCCGCCACCGGGGAGGGAGCCCUUGUGCGCGUCUACGGCAAGGACACCGACCUGUUGCUGGAUCGGCGAAAGGAGGCCGCGGUGUUUUCGGAGCUGUCUACCCUCGGAUUCGGGCCUCGAAAGCUUGGAGAGUUCAAGGGUGGAAGGAUUGAGGAGCUGCUGGACGCUCGGGCGGCCACCCCGGAGGAGCUGCUGCAGACCUCCCCCUUCGACGUGCCUCAGGCCAUCGCGGUUCAGCUGGCGAGCCUCCACGGGCAGCGAGUCCGUUCCAGCGCCGGUUCGCCCGACAGGCCCGUCAUGUGGAUUAGCAUCGACAAGUGGUUGAAAACCGCCACUCGCUUGGACUCCACGAAGAGUUUUCCGCUGGCCAAGGUAGCUCAGGAGGUGGUGUGGCUCAAACGGAAUCUUCCCGGCCCUGCCGCCGUCGCGGAAGGCACACCAGGGUCCCCUGACCAGGCUACGGCUGAGAUAGCAAACGGCGUCGUCUUCGCGCACAACGAUCUGCUGUCGGGCAACGUUCUCGUUGGUCCCCGGGGUGCGAAGGAGAUCUCCACUCUCCGACUGAUUGACUUCGAGUACUCCGACUACAAUCCUUGCGGGUACGACAUCGCUAACCACUUCUGCGAGUGCGCCGGCUUCGAUGCCGAUUUCCGGAGGCGUUAUCCUUCCGACAAGCAGCGGCAAGCAUUCCUUAGGGCCUACGUGGAGGCGGCAAGACCUGGGGCUCUUCAAAAGGCGUUGUCUGCCGACAACGUCAUUAGUGAGCUCGCGAGGCUCGUCAACCGGUACACGUUGGCCAGCCACCUCACGUGGGCCCUGUGGGCAGUGAUCCAGGCAAACACUUCGGAGAUAGAGGACUUCGAUUUCGCGGGCUACGCCACGAAGCGGUUGGACGGUUACGCUUUUCACAAGGGGGAGUUCUACGCGUGAUGCCACGAUCUCUGCCUCGUCUUGGAGAGGGCGAUGCCGUUAGAAUCGUGGAAAUAUUCGGCGCACGUUUUUCUGUUUUGAUGUUUACGGUCCUCCACGGUAGCUACUCGGCUUCCAGACGCCAUAAACGCUCAAUCCGUUGGUGUUUCAUGGGUAUUGGCUCCGUGAGUUUGUGUAGAACACUAGAGACCGCCAGUGGCAACGAAACAUCAGAGAUUGCAAAUGCGGCAACGGCGAAGUAGAGGCUAGGACAACUAGGGGAAUCCGAAAAGAGAGACGGGAGUGAGUGUUGAGCCAGAUGUACAUCGCCACGAUUCGACUGCCGCUGCCAAGCAGCUUGAGACGUCUGUCUCCCGCGCCCGGCUCGCGGAGGGAAAUGUGUGAAUGUUGGGGGUGUACCUUGCUACGUUGGAAGAAAGGAGUAUACGUUUUGCUCUCGGCAACCCCUCGCCAAAUAGAGCGCCGGCGGCUCCGGUACACCAAACGGUUCUCCUGUGUGAUUUUGAGUCAGGAGCGCAUGCUGGUAGACUUAAAGCUGCUAGCUUUGUUUUUUUCUCGUGUGGUGUUUGGGCUAUCAAACUGGUAGCAAGUGUGUACCAUAUUGGGAAAGUGUGGUACCAUAUUGGGCGCAGUGGCGGCCGGGGAGACCUUCGGGCGGUACAUGACGUGAACGCCACGCUGUCUGCAUCCCUUGGUGGUACGACGCACGUAGCUUUUCGCAAUGUGUGUGCGGAUGUUGGAGAGGCAUUGAUGGUUUUUUUCUUGGUUGCUUUGGUGGAACAGUUUGUUACCACUUGCUGGGGAUGCUCCCGCUGGACUGACAUACUACAAGCAAAAGGAAAGGUCGCUGCGUACGUACGUGAAAGUUUGCGGAGGGAAUGUUUUGUGAGCUCUUGCCUGGUCUUGUCUGGUUUUAUUAUUUUCGUUGCAAUGCGUCCGUCGUUUUCGGCCAUGGCAAACCCACG
Molecule: messenger RNA, 2276 nt
Organism: Ectocarpus sp. CCAP 1310/34
Lineage: Eukaryota; Phaeophyceae; Ectocarpales; Ectocarpaceae
Source: the annotation of a GenBank genome assembly